AUGAGGAAUACAAGUAGAAAAUUCAUAGAUAGGCAUGGAGUCCAACACGACCUUGUGGUGGAAUUUGCCCUCCGCAAACUUUUCACUCGGAAAAAUGAUAGAGAUCUUGAUGCAGAACAGGAGAUCAUCGCUGAUUUUUCGAAUGAGAUGAAGAGCAAGGAUUUGCCUAGCUUGAUGGCCAAUAACGGAGGCGAAGGAAGCAAUCCCAGCGACGUUGCUCGUGGGCAAGAGGCUAUAUGGGCGGCGAUUGAGGAACAGAGACAGUUCAUGGCGGAACAACGUCGGCAGAUGGGUGGUAGGCAUGAGGGGCGCGAUGUGGAGCGCAAUACCCGCUUCCAUCAACGGCGUCCAUAUGAGGAAGACGAAUCUGAUGAAGAAGAAGAAGUCUGCGAGCAUGGCCAGCAGGGUGGACGGUACAGAAGAUAUGACGAGUACAGAUUGAAAGCGGAUAUUCCUACUUUCAAUGGGAAUAUGCAUAUUGAAGAAUUUCUUGAUUGGGUGUCUGAAGUGGAGAGGUUUUUUGAGAUGAUGGAAGUACCUGAGGGGCGUAUGGUGAAGCUCGUGGCUUUCAGAAUGAAAGGCGGCGCAGCUGUUUGGUGGGAUACCCUGCAGAGAAACAGGCACCGCCAAGGAAAGGCACUAGUUCGUACUUGGAGGAAGAUGAAACAAUUGCUUAUGGAAAGAUUUUUGCCACCUGACUAUGAACAGUACUUAUUUCAGAUGUAUCAGAACUGUGCCCAAGGAAGUAAGUCUGUAUUUGAUUACACCGCUGAAUUUUUCAGACUUUCUGCAUGGAAUAAUCUGAAUGAAAUUGAGCCACAGCGAGUAGCAAAAUAUUUGAAUGGUUUGAGGCCCAAAAUUCAUGAGAAGAUUGGGCUGCAGGUGCUGUGGUCUGUAGAAGAAGCUCAUAACAUGGCGUUGAAAGCGGAACUGCUAGAAAAAACAGGGGGAAGACCUGAAUAUUCAUUUAGAAGUAAUGUUGAUGCUGGUAACGUUUCGGGAAAGGGAAGAGUGUCGCAGCUUUCAAACCCAAACCAGUCUGACCAUGUUGGUGCAUGGAGCAAGGAUGGCAAUAGCAGCGUAGGCGCCAAGGAGAGACAACUAGCAGGAUCUAGCAGCAAGGAACCACCCAAGAAUUCAAAUCCAUAUGCUAGAGCCACGUCGGUGAAGUGUUACAGGUGCGGUAAGCCUGGGCACCGUUCUAACGAGUGUCCAGCGAGAAAGCCCGUGAACUUGAUUGAACCCGAAGAAGAGUCCGAGGAAGAAGAAGAGCAGCUAGUCUAUGACAAUGGUGUGUAUGAGCGACACGACAUUUUUCAGUCUUUAUGCACCAUCAACAAGAAGAUUUGUAACCUUAUUAUUGAUAACGGCAGUUGUGAUAACUUUGUGGCAAAGAGGUUAGUGGAUCACUUGAGACUGGCAACUGAAGCACACCCUUCGCCUUAUUUUAUUGGUUGGGUGAAGAAGGGUCCAAAGGUUAAAGUGACUGAAGUUUGUAAGGUGCCUAUCUCGAUUGGAAAGCAUUAUAAAGAUGAAGUUGUCUGUGACGUGAUCGACAUGGAUGCCAGUCAUGUGUUGUUGGGAAGGCCCUGGCAAUAUGAUGUAGAUGCAACUUAUAAAGCUAGAGAUAAUGUAUAUUUGUUUACCUGGGAGGGCCAUAACAUUGCUAUAGUCCCUACAAAAGAGUCUAACAAAAUUUCCAAAGCCGCUGGGAUGGAAGGGAAAUCUUUCCUAACUCUGUCCAGAUCUGAAAACGACUUUGAGGCGGCAGCAAAGGGGUCCCAGGAGGUUCACGUGGUAGUGGUCAAAGCUUUGGUUGUAAAUUCAGAAAAGGAAGAAGGGAAGGAAGUGCCCCGAGAAGUUCAACAGUUACUCGAAGAGUUUAAGGAGUUCGUAGCUGAAGAUUUACCCAAUCAAUUGCCACCUAUGAGGGAUAUUCAACAUCACAUAGAUUUGAUACCUGGAGCAAGUCUGCCAAACCUCCCUCAUUACCGCAUGAGCCCAAAGGAAGGUGAAGUUUUAAGGGAAAAGAUAGAGGAGUUACUGAGGAAAGGAUUUAUUCGAGAAAGCAUGAGUCCUUGUGCUGUUCCGGCCUUACUAACACUAAAGAAGGAUGGAAGUUGGCGGAUGUGUGUGGACAGCCGAUCCAUAAACAAAAUCACAGUAAGGUACAGGUUUCCCAUACCUCGCUUGGAUGAUAUGUUGGAUAUGUUGGCAGGAUCUAAAGUGUUCUCCAAAAUCGACUUAAGGAGCGGGUAUCAUCAAAUCAGAAUUCGGCCUGGCGAUGAAUGGAAGACCGCUUUUAAAACUAAGGAAGGGUUGUACGAGUGGCUAGUUAUGCCUUUUGGGUUGUCCAACGCACCGAGCACCUUCAUGCGGUUGAUGAAUCAGGUACUGAAGCCUUUCAUUGGACGGUUUGUUGUCGUCUAUUUCGAUGAUAUCUUGAUUUAUAGCAAAGAUGAAUUAGAACAUUUGACCCACUUGAGUGAAGUAUUGGAGGUGCUGGGAAAAAACAAGCUAUUCAUUAAUUUGAAGAAGUGCCAUUUCCUAACAAGCAGGUUGCUGUUUUUGGGCUAUGUGGUGCGUUUUGAUGGUAUUCAUGUUGAUGAAGAAAAGGUGAAGGCCAUCCGCGAAUGGCCUACUCCAAAGACAGUGACUGAGGUACGUAGCUUUCACGGGUUAGCAACCUUCUACAGGAGGUUUAUCAGAAAUUUCAGCACUAUUGUUGCACCGAUUACUGAAUGUCUGAAGAGGGGGAAGUUUAACUGGGGAGAAGAAGCAGAAAAUAGUUUUUCUUUGAUUAAAGAGAAAUUAUGCAGUGCACCUGUGUUGGCUUUGCCGAGUUUUGACAAACUCUUCGAAGUAGAAUGUGAUGCUUGUGGAGUGGGGAUUGGGGCUGUUCUGUCCCAGGAUGGGAGGCCUGUUGCAUUUUUUAGUGAAAAACUUAGUGAUGCCAGGCGGAAGUGGUCCACAUAUGAUCAAGAGUUUUAUGCAGUUGUAAGAGCCUUGAAGCACUGGGAGCAUUACUUGGUACAGAGGGAAUUUAUCCUGUAUACCGAUCACCAAGCAUUGAAGUUUUUGAAUAGCCAGAAGCAUCUGAGCAACAUGCAUGUUCGGUGGUCAACAUAUUUGCAGAAGUUCCCUUUCGUCAUUCGGCAUAAAUCAGGAGCUUUAAACCAGGUGGCUGAUGCAUUGAGCCGUAGGGCAGCGUUGUUGGUGACCGUGAGUCAAGAGGUUGUUGGAUUCGAAUGUCUGAAGGAACUAUAUGCAGAAGAUGAAGACUUUAAGGACGUAUGGGCGGCAUGCUUAGCGAAGCCACCUACAGGUGAUUUUCAUGUUUAUGAGGGAUAUUUAUUUAAGGAAAAUCGCCUGUGUAUCCCUAGAGUCUCCUUGAGAGAGAAACUUAUUCGAGACUUGCAUGGAGGUGGUCUCAGCGGCCAUUUGGGAAGAGAUAAGACCGUGGCACUCCUAGAAGAGAGGUACUUCGGCCCCAACUGAAGAGGGAUGUGGGAAAUCUAGUGAGAAAGUGCUAUGUUUGUCAAACAACAAAGGGGCAAGCACAAAAUACAAGUCUCUACACUCCCUUACCUAUUCCUAAUGAUAUUUGGGAAGAUCUAUCUAUGGAUUUUGUACUUGGACUUCCCGUACACAGCGAGGGGUCGACUCUGUGUUUGUGGUGGUCGACAGGUUCUCGAAGAUGGCCCAUUUCAUCCCUUGCAAGAAGACAUCCGAUGCCUCCCAUA
Messenger RNA from Phoenix dactylifera (date palm), 3743 nucleotides. Lineage: Eukaryota; Viridiplantae; Streptophyta; Magnoliopsida; Arecales; Arecaceae. The record is from RefSeq and is a predicted model, not a curated record.